Molecule: messenger RNA, 2259 nt
Organism: Penicillium vulpinum
Lineage: Eukaryota; Fungi; Ascomycota; Eurotiomycetes; Eurotiales; Aspergillaceae
Product: mismatch repair ATPase MLH1
Exons: 4
Coding region: 1-2259 (752 amino acids)
Biological process (GO): mismatch repair
Cellular component (GO): MutLalpha complex
Molecular function (GO): mismatched DNA binding; ATP-dependent DNA damage sensor activity; ATP hydrolysis activity
Source: RefSeq, a predicted model, not a curated record
AUGGAAGACGAUAUGAAUACUGAGCCCGUCGAUCAACGCGGCACCAAGCGCGCAGCAGAGGAAGAAGAGCCUCUGGAACCCCCUAAACCGAAGAAAAUCAAGGCUUUGGAUCCCGAUGUUGUAAAUAAAAUUGCCGCUGGAGAGAUUAUCGUUGCUCCAAUGCACGCACUGAAGGAGCUCAUCGAAAACGCCGUCGAUGCUGGCUCGACCUCAAUUGAAGUCCUGAUUAAGGAAGGUGGUUUGAAGCUACUCCAGAUUACAGAUAAUGGCCAUGGAAUUGAUCGAGAUGAUCUCCCUAUCCUAUGCGAGAGGUUUACUACAUCUAAGCUCAAGGAGUUUGAAGAUCUGACCUCAAUUGGAACAUACGGAUUCCGUGGUGAAGCUCUAGCUAGCAUCAGUCAUAUUGCACAUCUGACAGUUACAACGAAGACAGCUGGAUCUAGCUGUGCCUGGCGAGCACAUUACGGUGAUGGCAAGUUAAUACCGGCAAAGCCAGGCCAGAGUUCGGCACCCAAAGCAACGGCUGGCCGAGGAGGAACUCAAAUCACCGUCGAGGAUCUCUUCUAUAACGUCCCCACUCGGCGGCGAGCUUUCCGCUCGGCAAGCGAGGAAUAUGCCAAAAUUCUCGAUGUCGUUGGUCGAUACGCAGUGCAUUGCUCAGGGGUUGCUUUUUCAUGCCGCAAGCAUGGAGACUCUGGCGUGAGCAUCUCGACUCCAGCCAGCGCCAAUACUGUUGACCGGAUCCGCCAGAUUCAUGGCAGCGCCGUGGCUAACGAGCUUGUUGAAUUCAAAGCUCAGGAUACGAAGUUCGGAUUCCGCGCAUCUGGCCUCGCUACGAACGCCAACUACCAUGUCAAGAAGACAGUGAUUCUACUUUUCAUCAAUCACCGUGCAGUAGAGUCAACUGCUGUUAAGCGAGCAGUUGAACAGACCUACUCUUCCUUUUUACCCAAGGGCGGCCACCCUUUCGUCUAUCUUGAUCUCGAAGUCGAGCCCAACCGCGUCGACGUAAAUGUCCACCCGACAAAGCGCGAAGUAAACUUCCUAAACGAAGACGAGAUCAUCGAGCUCGUCUGCACUGAAAUCCGAUCCAAGCUAGCAGAGGUAGACUCAAGCCGCACAUUCCUAACACAAAGCCUCCUACCUGGCGUGCAGACUAUCGAGUCUCUACAGGCCGCCCCCUCCCACGAGGGAACAGCAGAUACAAGCAAAGCUGGAAAAACCCCCAAAACACCCGCAACAAAGAAACCCUACGAAAACAACCUCAUCCGAACGGACUCCAAAGUCCGCAAAAUAACAGCAAUGCUAGCCCCAGCCACAGCCUCACCCCGCGACCCAUCGAACCCAAACGCCCCCCAAGAACCCACCACCCCAGCAACCUCAAUCCUCGACAACGGCCUGCAAUACGAAACAACCGACCGGCAAGCACUAAAAAUCGCCCUCUCAUCCGUCAAAACCCUCCGAGCGACCGUCCGCUCCGAAAUGCACACCACGCUAACAGAAAUGUUCGCCUCACACACCUACGUCGGACUCGUCGACGAGCGCCGCCGCCUAGCAGCCAUCCAAUCAGGCGUGAAACUCUACCUAAUCGACUACGGCCUCGCAUGCCACGAAUUCUUCUACCAAGUGGGCCUAACCGACUUCGGCAACUUCGGAACAAUCCGACUAGAGCCCGCGCCGAAGUUAGUAGAUCUACUGAAAAUCGCCGCAGAAUCGGAACGGCAGGAACACUCCGAGUCGAGCGGGGAAGAGGCCGAUUCCAUCUUCGCCAAUGCGCCGGAGAUGAUCGCGCGCACGCUUGUCGAGCGGCGCGAGAUGCUGGAUGAGUAUUUUUCGCUGCAGAUCAGUGCGGACGGGGACUUGGUGGCGAUCCCGUUGCUGUUGAAGGGGUAUUUGCCUGCGCUGGCGAAAUUGCCGAGAUUUCUACUGAGGCUGGGGCCGUUUGUGGAUUGGGGGAGUGAGGAGGGCUGUUUUAGGACGUUUUUGCGUGAGUUGGCGGCUUUUUAUACGCCGGAGCAGCUGCCGGUUCCUUCGAAGGCUGGGGCUCAGGAGGCGUUGGGGGAGUCGGCUGGGCAGGGCUCUGGGGUCGGGGAUGAGGAUGCUUUCAUUGCGGCCCGUCGUGUGCAGAUGGCCCGCAUGUUGGAGUAUGCUGUUUUCCCUGCUUUGCGUGCGCGGCUGGUUGCCACGUCACGGCUGCUGCGGGGUGUGGUUGAGGUUGCAGAUCUCAAGGGGCUGUAUCGGGUGUUUGAGCGGUGCUGA